This is a messenger RNA of Malaclemys terrapin pileata, 4982 nucleotides long. RefSeq names its product RAB3A interacting protein like 1 (gene RAB3IL1). Gene Ontology annotation, molecular function: guanyl-nucleotide exchange factor activity. The record is from RefSeq and is a predicted model, not a curated record. The transcript is spliced from 12 exons. NCBI's taxonomy places the organism in Eukaryota, Metazoa, Chordata, Testudines, Emydidae. The coding region runs from base 191 to 1711 and encodes 506 amino acids. Gene Ontology annotation, biological process: exocytosis. Gene Ontology annotation, cellular component: Golgi to plasma membrane transport vesicle.
UCCGGUAGUGAUGCCCUGCUGUCUGUUCACAGACCUUGGCCUGAAUGGAUCCUGAACAUGCAGCGGCACAGGGCAGCCCACUGAGCAACACAGGGCAGCCUCACUGUGGGUGACAUGGACUCCUGUGAGGAGCUUCACCGCAUGAUCGCCCCCGUCAUCCACCGCACGCCAUCACCAGCUGCAGUUGGCAAUGGAUCCAGGGACCACUGUGUACAGUCCGUCUGCCUUCAGUUACCCGUCCAGGAGUGAGACAGGGGCCAGGGCCGCUGAUACCUGGAAAGCUGCUGCCCUCACAUCUGAAUGCCCUGCGCGUGAGCCAUGGGGCCAAGAGGAGCCCACGGCGGUGGAGAGCCAGGCCCCGUUCAAAGAAGGCAGCCAGCAGCUCCAGAAGCAGCCGGCGGUGGGACAGUGGAAGCUGCUGGCAUCAUCCAGCGGUGGGAAGGAGCUGCCACAGUUGGAUCCUCGCUGCAGGGAGGCAGGUGGGGGAGACGACCAAUCCACGGCGCAGCUCAAUGUCUCCCGCCUGCGCAGCUCCUCAGUGGAGAUCCGUGAGAAGGGAUCAGAGUUCCUGAAGGAGGAGCUCCACAGAGCACAGAAGGAGCUGAAGCUGAAGGAUGAGGAAUGUGAGAGGCUGUCAAAGGUCAGAGAGCAGCUUGAGCAGGAGCUGGAGGAGCUGACUGCCAGUCUGUUCGAGGAAGCGCACAAGAUGGUAAGAGAUGCAAACACUAAGCAGGCAGCGUCAGAGAAGCAGCUGAGGGAGGCACGAGGAAAGAUCGACAUGCUGCAAGCAGAGGUAACUGCUUUGAAGACUCUGGUGAUCACUUCCACACCUUCCUCUCCAAACCGGGAGCUGCACCCCCAGCUCCAAAGUCCCUCCAAAACUGUCUUCAGGAAAGGGCACGGGCGGAACAAGAGCGCCAGCAGCGCAGUAGUCACAGCCACCAGCCAGAGCUUGCCCGUGGAGUCGGUCAGCAACGAGUGCAAAGAGUUUGGCGUGCCCACUCUCCUCUCUCUGCUCCUCUGUAUUGUCCCGGGGAAGGCCAUCCACAUCACCUACGAGCCAGGCUGGCAGGCCCUGGUGGCAGAUUCUUCCUCGUCAUCCUCCUUGCGGCAGCUCGCUGCAGGUCGACUCCAUCCUAUUCGCCGAGUUCCAGGCCUGGAAGGAAUCCCCGACUCUGGAAAAAUCCUGCUCCUUCCUGGAGAGGAUUUACCGGGAAGAUGUGGGGCCCUGCCUGGACUUCACCAAACAGGAGCUAUCAGAGCUAGUGCGGGAGGCCGUGGAGCAGAACACGCUCACCAUAGAGCCCGUGGCUACCCAGGCACUGCCCGUGGUGAAGGUGUCGGCGAUGGAAUGUGGCGGACCAAACGGGUUCCGGUCGCAAAUUGUAACGAAGUGCGCUCUGAGUGGCCUGUCCCGAGCCUGCAAACACCGCAUCAAGCUGGGGGAUUCUGGGAACUAUUAUUACAUCUCACCAUCCUGCAGGGCCAGGAUCACAGCCGUAUGCAACUUCUUCACCUACAUUCGCUACAUCCAGCAGGGCUUGGUGAGACAGGAUGUGGAGCUGAUGUACUGGGAAAUCAUGCGGCUCAGGAGGGAAAUGUCCAUGGCCAAGCUGGGCUUCUACCCCAGUGCGAUGUAGGCUGGGCCUCGCCGUCUGAAGGGAGCUGCCCCAGCACGAACGUCACAUACUCCAGCAGACAGACAGACUGAGGCAGCGCAUCUACACCGACGGGGUUCCCUCCUUCUCCCAGCCUGAUGUGAACCGCAGAGGGGAGGAGCAGAGUUCCCCCGUCCAAAGGCCUCCUUGCUGCCGUUCUCACAGUGACUAUGAGAUGCAGACACCCUCACCUCCCCCCAGAGAUGGGCUGGUCCUUUGAGCUCUGGGGGGUGGCCAGCACUAAGUUCUGUCCAUAGUGGACCCUUUUCUCUAUGCUGCCUAUAGCCAGUUUUUUUAAUUUUAUACACAAUCUUGCUUCUGCGGAUUCUCCGAGACCUGCUGUGCACGAGGAGGGUCCUGGGUUCCUCUGUUUGGCAGAGGGUCCUUUUGCACUGAACUGCAGCUGGGCCUUCCCACAUCCACCCCUCUGCCUGAGCGAGGCAGGGGUGCAGUAUUGCUCGGCUAUGCCCCCAGCAAAUGCCAGCACCGCACAGUAAUCUCACUGAGAGCCAUGCAAAGCAUGUUUUCCAAGUGCUUCCCUCGUCCUCUGGCAGUCACCUGUAGGAGUCACUUUCCAUUCGCUCAGUCACAAAGAGGGGUUUGAUUCUCUUUUCAGCUCAGGGUUUGGUUUUGUAACCCAGCUCAGAGCUGCCGCUGGGAGAGCUACAGCGUAGGCCAAAGCUCCGUGCCUGGGGCCUCAGUCGCAGUGCAAAUAGAAAUUGCAGAACAGAAACUUGGCCACAGCUAUGCUGAGGUUGGCUGUACUAGGCUGCAGACAGUGUCUCUUCAGGUCCUUGUGAGGCAGCAGUGCCCAGCUAUGGUCACUGCAGGAAUGAGCAUCUCCCUAUUGCUUUGCUAUAAACCCCAGCCAAGGACAGAUGCCUCCUAGCCACUCCUGUUUCUAGGCUGCGGCCUCAGGCAUUCACCUCCCUGCUGUCUCAAUAUAAACUCCAGCCUGGGGCUGUCUCCUCUCUGGCUUUUCUUAUAGCCCCCAACUCAGGCAGUUGCUACUCAGUGGCCAGUUAUAGGCUCUGGCCCUGGGCAUUCACUUCUGUGCUGCUCCAUUAUAGAUUAAGGCCAGAAGGAACCAUUAAAUCAUGUAGUCUGACCUCCUGUAUAACAGAAGCUGUAGAAUUUCACCCAGCGACUCCUGUAUUGGACCCGAGCCUUGCCAGUGCUUCGGGGUGAAAGUAACUUAAGGCACUUACUGGUACGCAGGGCAGCCGGGGUCCUGAGUAAGGUUCGGGGAGCGGGGCUGGGGCCAGACUCCCCUGGCCAGCCCUUCAUUUAAAGGGCCUGGGGCUCCUGGACGUCGCUGUCAAUGCUACCCCGGGGCUCCAGCAGUGAUUUAAAGGGCAGGGGGCUCCAGCUGCUACUGGGAGCCCCGGGCCCUUUUAAAUUGCUGGGCCCCAGGGAAGCUGCCCCCUGUGGUACGGUCGGCUGUGUACCGGCUCUUACCGGUACGCAGGACCGGACCGGCUUACUUUCACCUCUGCAGUGCUUUCUUAAUGGUCUCCCAGCUCCCCAGCAGGGAGCCCUGAGACACCACUGCAUGUGGGUGACAGCGCCUGGGGCAACCAUUUCCUAGGCCCCCCUGCAGCUCACAUCUCCCCUCCCACUGUCAUUAAUAUAGGAUCAUAUGCAGUAGUGCUGGGAGGGCCUAAUCCAAGGCUCAUUGAAAUCCUUGGGCUUCCAGUAGCUUGGGCUUAGACCUUAAAUAUUCAUGGUGCUUUACAGAACCUUGCAAAGCCAUGAUCCUUGCCUUGGAGUGUUUUUAUAAUUGAAUAAUUAACCUCGUCUACUAUGUCAUCGUCUUGGCUGCCAUCCUGUGCUGUUGUAUCAUCUCACCUGGCGCUGCUGAGCCGCGUUUCUCUGUGAUGUAACUCCACUGCCAUCAGCAGAGCCGCGAUUCAGCCCAUCGGCACCCAGACUCAGAUCGUCUGUGAUGUCAGAGCCUCUCCCCGGAGGAGCUGCUACACAAGUAACCUGAUCACGUGCAAAGGAAAACGCUGUGCCUGAGUCGCCUUCUGUUCUGCUUUGUGUUUGUCUGGGACAGGGAGGCAAAUGGCAAUAGAACCUCUGGGCUGUUUGCAGGUCAGCAGAUGCCUUGUUGCAUAAGAUGGGUCAGCAAUCCUGGGAAAGGCACUCCUUUCAUCACGCGAAUAUUGGCUGCACCCUGCUGCUCUGCCUGGUGGCCCUUGGUGCCACCCUGAUGGCAUACAGUGGCACUUGCAAGCAAAGGGUUGGUCAGUAAGUGAAACUCAAGUCCUGCUCCCCAGGAGGGUAGCUGGGAGGAGGAUGCUGGAAAUGCUCCCAUGGUACCUACCUCUUCCUGCUUAGAAUAGGGCUGGUCUAAAACACCAGCACCCAGUUGUGGCCCCACUGCUUGGCUCUGCUUCAGCAGCCAUGAGCCAUAGUGGGAUUGCAAGGUCUAAUUCCUCUUCAGCAACUGGGUGCCCUGGAAAUCCUCACUCUGAUCCUGGCUGAAAAAAUAUUAGCUGUUUUCUGCAAGGGAAGGUAUUUUACACUGUGAAUUACAGGCCUGGAGAGUGAGCGUUUAGGGACGAGCUAGGCUGGGUGCCAGCAUUUGGGCUGGUGUGAAUCAGCAUCUCUCUGAGGCCUUGGCUACACUGGUGCUGUACAGCGCUGCAACUUGCUGCGCUCAGGGGUGUGAAAACGCCCUCCCCCUCCCCGCGAGUGCAGCGCUGUAAAGCAUCAUGUGAUCAGAGCCUGCAGCGCUACAUGCUCACUCGCAGCGCUGCAAGCUACUCCCCUCGGAGAGGUGGAGUACAUACAGUGCUGCGAGAGCUCUGUUGCAGUGCUGGCGGCGCGACUACACUCGCGCUUCACAGCGCUGCCGCGGCAGCGCUGUGAAUUCCCGAGUGCAGCCAAGGCCUGAGUCCAGUGAAGCUAUUCUGAUUUACACCACCUGUGAUGAGGGAAAGCUGAGAAUGUCCUCCUCAGAGUCAGAUUUCAGCUCUUUCCUUGCAGUUCCACCUGGAUCUAUUUUGCUUUGGUUCCUGCUGUAAAUUGCUAUGUAAUGUUGUUGUGUGCUGUUAACCGGCUGCGGUGUUCCAGCUUGGAGGUCACUGCAGGUCAGCAGUGGGUGAGAUGAUCCUUCUGUGUAGAUUUUCCUAUCCGUUUGUAAAGUGCUUCGGAAUGAAAGGAGUUAGAGAACUGCAAGCUGUUAUUGGUCUAGACACUUUGUUUUAAAUGUAAGACAAAAACAAUGUGUUAAUUACUCUGAAAUUGCUCAAUUUAAACAGCAAGAUGGCUGCACUCUGCUCUUUAUAAAGGAAAAUAAAUCUUUGCCUAGAGGAAGAA